CACUCACAGGCUGGGUUUGGUUGUCUGCGUGUCAGAGAGCAGCAGAGAGAAAGGCACACGUAGGACCAGCAAAGGGCAGGGCAGGCAAGAGGGGUGCACCUGCUGGCCCCAGGAUGGCGCUUCCCACUGGUGGACACGCAUAGUGACAAGAUGGCCCCGGACAUACGGCUCCUCGUCGUGAUGGCUGGAUUGCUGAGGGCAGCUUUCCCAGGUCCUUUUACAGCCCCGUCUGGCCAGCCCGAUGCCAGCCACACACAGAGCAAGCUCUCGGAGCCAGGGCUCCGCCUGGUGAGCGGGAGCAGUCGCUGCAGCGGGACCGUGGAGGUCUGGUUCGGCGAGGCCUGGAAGGCCGCAUGCGGGGCUCUGUGGGAUGGCCGCGCUGCCGAGGCCGCGUGCCGCGUGCUGGGCUGUGGCGGGGCAGAGGCGGCUGUGCAACCGGCCCCGUCUUCCCCGACGCUGCCCCCGAGACCUGCCGUGGGAAACUCCAGCCAGACUGCGAACGCCACUUUGCCGGUCGUCCAGUGCUCCGGCGCCGAGUGGCGGCUCUGCGAGGUGGUGAGCCAGGCGUGCAGCAGCGACGGGAGGCCGGCCCAGGUCACCUGUGCAGAGCACCGUGCGCUGCGCUUGGUGGACGGCGGCAGCCCCUGUGCAGGGCGCGUGGAGAUGCUGGAGUACGGCAGGUGGGGGUCCGUGUGCGAUGACACCUGGGACCUGGAGGACGCCCACGUGGUGUGCAGGCAACUGGGCUGCGGCUGGGCAGUCCAGGCCCUACCCGGCCUGCACUUCGCUCCUGGCCAAGGGCCCAUCCACCGCGACCAGGUGAAUUGCUCCGGCGACGAGACCUACCUGUGGGACUGCCCGGGGACGCCAGGAGAGCACUAUUGCGGCCACAAGGAGGACGCGGGCGUCGUGUGCUCAGAGCACCAGUCCUGGCGCCUGACUGGAGGCGCUGACCGCUGCGAGGGGCAGGUGGAAGUGCAUUUCCGAGGGGUGUGGAGCACGGUGUGUGACAGUGAGUGGUACUCACCGGAAGCCAGCGUGCUGUGCCGGGCCUUGGGCUGCGGAACCCUUGUGGACAGGCCCAGGGGGCGGCCGCACUCGCUCUCGGGCAGGAUGUACUACUCCUGCGAGGGAGGGGAGCCCACCCUCUCCAACUGCUCCUGGCGAUUCAACAACUCCAACCUCUGCAGCCAGUCCCACGCCGCCAGGGUCCUCUGCUCAGGUUCCCGGAGUUUGCACAAUCUGUCCACUCCCGAGGUCCCUGCGAGUGUCCAGCCGGCCUCUGUAGAACCUUCUGUGACAGUGAAAAUGGAGGACAAGGAAUCCCAGGAGCUGGCACUCCUCAUCCCCUGCAUCGUCCUGGGAGUUCUCCUCCUUGCCUCUCUCAUCUCCAUAGCCUUCAUCCUCUUCAGAAUCAAAGGAAAAUAUGCCCUCCCUGUUACCAUGAACCACCAGCACCUGCCCACCACCAUCCCAGCAGGGACCAAUAGCUACAAAGCGGUCCCCAUCACCAUCCCCAAAGAAGAAGUUCCCAAGCUGCCCAUCCAGGUCCGGGCCCAGCCUGCCGAGGACUCAGAUUCCAGCUCGGACUCAGACUAUGAGCACUAUGACUUCAGCGCCCAGCCUCCUGUGGCCCUGACCACCUUCUACAAUUCCCAGCGGCACCGGGUCACAGAGGACGAGGCCCAGCAGAGAAGGUUCCAGAUGCCCCCGCUAGAGGAAGGACUUGAAGAGCUGCAUACCUCCCCCAUCCUGGCUGCCAACCCCAUCGCAGACGCCCCCUCCCUGGGCCCUCAGCAUCAGCACAGGAGCCAGAGCGAGUCCAGCACCUCCUCCGGGGAGGACUACUGCAACAGCCCCAGCAGCAAGCCCCCCGCCUGGAGUCUCCAGGGCUUUCCUUCAGAGAGGAGUCCGCUCCUGGAGCAGCCCCCGAACCUGGAGCUGGCGGGCCCCCAGGCGGCUUGCCCGGCAGGACCCCUGGCUGACGACAGCUCCAGCACCUCGUCCGGGGAGUGGUACCAGAACUUCCAGCCGCCGCCCCAGCCGCCUCCGGUGGAGCAGUUUGGGUGUCCAGGGCCCCCCAGCCCCCAGGCUGACUCCACCUCCGAGGACGACUAUGAUGACAUCGGAGCAGCCUAGACCGGGUCCAGUCCGGGCUCCUGAGUGGCUCUCCAGCGCUGGCCGCCUGCUCUGCCUACUCCUGCCCCGCCCCGCCCUCCCAACCCAAGUCCCGCAGGGCUGAGAUACCCACCCCCCCUUCCCCGGUCCCACCUCCCGGCCCGACCCCCAACCCUUGGCCCGAGAGCAGGAAGGGAAUUCCCAAGGCAGCCCCAGGGUGGGGAGACCCUGCAAGCCGUGGCUCAGGCAUGAGCUUGCAGAGUCCGGGCCGCCUCCCGCAGCUGCUGGGGGUUCCGGGGGACGACGCCUAGGCCCCUUCCCGUCCUCACUGGAGUCCCUGAGUCUCAGACAGCUCAGCACCCAGAGGUCCCGAGAAGGGCAGCCGUGUGCUCGGGGCUGCUGGCUGGUGUCACUCUGUAGGGGGUCCUGGGGAACGCUGGUCCAGGUCUUUGUCCAGGGUGCCAACGGCACAGGCAGCUGACAGCGAGCAGGGUGACUGCAGGCCCCCACGCAGGAGCUGGGGUCUGAGGGCAGUCUCGUCUCUAGGGACCUUCUGAAUCCACAGGCCUGUACCCUGGGAAUGGUCCCGGACAGCCAAUCCUUAUUUUAAGCUUCCUACAGUUUACAAAGAUUAACCCAGCCCAGAGCCCCCAUAGACCUCAGGGUCAGGGGCCCAGGCCCUGCAGGGGACAGGAAGGACGGAGACAUCUGCCAGAGAGCAGCCCUGGGGCUGCACUGGUCCCCUGGGUCUCCCUGCAUUGCUCCUGGGUGAGCACGCAGGGCUGCCCGGAGAGCUGAGGCCCAGUGAGGCCCGAGGAUUUCCAUCCUGAAUAGCUGGGAUUAAACUGCUGAGUGAAACCAGGA
Molecule: messenger RNA, 2982 nt
Organism: Oryctolagus cuniculus (rabbit)
Lineage: Eukaryota; Metazoa; Chordata; Mammalia; Lagomorpha; Leporidae
Gene: CD6
Product: CD6 molecule
Cellular component (GO): membrane
Source: RefSeq, a predicted model, not a curated record